Molecule: messenger RNA, 3258 nt
Organism: Paralichthys olivaceus (Japanese flounder)
Lineage: Eukaryota; Metazoa; Chordata; Actinopteri; Pleuronectiformes; Paralichthyidae
Gene: eva1aa
Product: protein eva-1 homolog C
Molecular function (GO): carbohydrate binding
Source: RefSeq, a predicted model, not a curated record
GACAGGGCUGUUCGUGGUGUCACAGCAGUGCGGUGGGAGGAUGAGGGACGCGAUGGAACCGCACAUCUCUCGCAUGCGACGACGCACGGACUGAAACUCAAUGCUGCUGCUGCUGCGGCCGCUGGAUUUUUCUAAUGCUCCUGAGGAACCCACAAACUUUGAGGCUUCAAGGAUGUUCUUCUCGGAUGGGACUCUCUCAGCCGUCAGUAGUGCGCUCCUGUUGGGAAUAACGUGUCUGGCCGCGCUCUGCGACCUCUCCAAGGGCUCCUCGGACCUCUCAGGCUACCUGUCCAAAGUGUUGAGGAACUACACUGAGCAGGCCUGUGAAGGGGACUUCCUGUCUGUUCGCUGCCCGCCACGCACCACCAUCACCGUCCAAUCAGCUUUCUAUGGAAGGAGAGGUGCUUCUGACCCCCAGCAGUGCCCUCAGACCUACCAGGCCCUCCUUAGUUCUUACAACGCUGGGGAGGAUGUUCGAUAUUGUUCUGUGUCCACGGCUCUACAGAAAAUGCUGGACGAGUGCCAAGACAGAAGGAGCUGUCAAGUCCUUGUCAACAGCCGCGUGUUCGGGACAGACCAGUGUCCUGGCAUCAGUAAAUACCUCAUUGUCUGGUACAAAUGCAGACCGAACGAGUAUAAGAGUAAGGUGGUUUGUGAGGAGGAUAAGAUGAGGCUGAGCUGCAAGCGGGGCAUGCAGAUCGCCGUUUACUCCGCCAUGUUUGGCCGAACUCAACAGGGCACCCUGGAGUGUCCCCUUCAUCACCUGAGGGCGCCAUCAGUAGACUGCCAGUCGUCUGUGGCUCUGCAGGUCGUCACCGCUCGCUGUCAGGGUAAGAAGAGCUGCCUGGUCCGAGCCUCCACCAGAGACUUUGGAGAUCCGUGUUACUCUGGCACCAGGAAGUACCUCAGCGUCAUCUACACCUGUGUCCCAAAGAAGUUGCUCCAGGAGCAGAGCCCCAGACCACCGGUGUUCUCCCCACCCCCAGGUGCCCAUGACCCCAACAUAGUGGGAGACGGUCCUCCGGAGGGGAGCUCAGUGAAAAGCCCUGACGCUGUCCCAGAUAAGAAGAAGAUCAGGGAAACAAACCCCAACGAGGAGAAGGCUUCAGACGCAGAAAGAGGAAGAGGAGGAGGAGGAGGAGGAGAAGAAAGUGUGCUGCGGCCCAGAGACAUGAAUCCCAUCAUCAACUCCACCCCCAGUGCCAACAUGGCUCUCAUCAGCAACGCACUGGCAGCCUUCACCUAUGUAUCAGACCACCCAGAGAGGGCAGCGCUCUUCUUCGUCUGCGGCGUGUGUUUGGGCCUCUUCCUCACACUCUUCGCGCUGGUGGUCCAGAUCUCCUGUCGCACUGACUGCAAGCCCCGCAAGCAGCCCCCCGCCAAGAAACGUCCCCGUCCCGCCGACUCGUCAUCCGACUCCAGCGACUCGGACUCGGACUGGGACACCACCUCAGACCUGUCGGCGCGGAGACACCGACGGUUCGAGCGCACGCUCAACAUGAACGUGUUCACGUCGGCGGAAGAGCUGGAGAGGGCGCAGAGGCUCGAGGAGAGGGAGCGGAUCAUUCGGGAGAUCUGGAUGAACGGGCAACCGGACAUCCCUGGGACACGGAGCCUCAAUCGGUAUUACUGAGGCUUUUCCUAGGAAGAUUAUAUGACUUGAACACAUUUUAGGACGCACUUGGCUUGGAGGCGAGGCCCUGACAAGGCCAACUGUGGACUCGCUCGUGAGAACAGUGGAAGUUACUGCAGACCUGGAAAGAAAGCCCUCCCUCUCUGCCGGUUGACAUAUUCCUCUGGGUAUCAUAAGCUAUACCCCAUUUAGUAAGAGAAUAAGCUCUCUGCAUGGUAAGCUCACCUCUCCGCCGCUUCUCUCCACUGAAAGAGAGGGUGAAAGGCUACACUGCCUUACCCGUGACCUCCGCAGGCCUUUUUGAAGUGGGGGAUAUAUGGGGUCGGCUGCUUCACACUGGCCCACAGAGAAUACAUGGUGACUGAAGGACCAGGGCCUCAGAUGGGUCUGUUCUAUACAGAACGCAGAGCAGUUGCAAGAGACACUCGGGGCUUUACGCUCAGAAGAACCCUCCAGUAUUUAAGUGUGGACUUUAACGGAGGGGGCAGUGUCAGCUGAACGCAGCGUACUGGACGAUGUAAGACAAUCUCUCCACAGUGGGGAAAAAAAACCAUGCUGCCUUUUGAACUUUAUGAAACCAAAAGAUAUUUUUUGGGGGGAAAUUCAUCUCAACCCUUAUGAAAUAUAUUUUAUGAUAUUUAAUAGUUUAUUGAUGUUGUGUAUUAUUUUGUUCACAAGUAUGGUUUGUUAUGAGCUAUUUUUAUACUUGGCGAAGGUUGUCUGGCACCUCAGGGAUGCAAUCCUCGUGUUUCUGUGUUUCUUUGAGUGAUGUUUUCGCUUCGUAAGAAGGGGAUCGGCCCAUUUGAACAGCUGUGUCAGCAUUAACAUAAAAUAAAAAUUAAAGAUGUCAUAUAAAGAGCCUCAAAGAGGAUGAUUAAGCGAUUUAACCUUAUUUUUGAUACGCGAUGUUUAAUUCACACUGCAGUGCCUUCUCUAUCUAUGAAGUGACCGUUUUAAAGAGUGCAGCUGCUGUUAUCACUCAGAAACUGGUCAAAGGAUUUUAUGAAUUGGAAAACACCAAAUUUAUCUCGUCGUACAUGUAUUCUCGUUGAACUGUUGCUGGAGUGGAGCAUGUGUAAAAGCUGAAUGUCUCAAAUGUCAAAAGUUGCACUUCGUCUCAUCAGAUGUAAAUGUCGUAAAUAUGGCAAUUGUUGUUAAAGUGGAUUUGUUGGAAACUAUUUUUCUCACAGAUUAUAGUGAAUGUCAGAUGUUGGCCUUCUUCUUUUCAAAGAUAACCUGUGCUUCACAGAUGCUCGUGGUGAUCGCCUGGUCAUGGCCGUCUGAAGAAGGAACGAGCGCUGCAGCAUUUGCUCCUCGUAAAUCAAGUCGCCAGUUUAAUCACAAUAUAAGCUAUUAUCAAUCCAGCUCUGUGUUUUUGUGCUGCCCUGGAUUCAAGCAUAGAAAUAAUUAUAGUUUUCAUUUAAGAAAAGAAAAAGAAGCUUGGUUGGAGUUUUAACUGAGAGUACACAGGACAUAUUAGGGGUCAUCCACAUAAAGACUGCCACUCAAUGUAGUAUAUUUUUAAUAAAGACAGUUCUUGUGUUUGAAUGGGAUUCAAAUGUGCCACUAGCUGGUGAAGUGAGACCAAAAUAUGACUCCUGUGCUUGGAAUAAACUGUUCAAAAA